UGAAAUCAGUCUGAAACUUAACAAAGGAGUAAUGAGAUUCCUAUUGAGGCUAUUGUGUUUUUUCCUUCAGAGAAUAUAUGGAUCAUCUGGGACCUGUCCUAGCCACAGGGUUAUAGCGCAGGGGGGGAAACAGUUCAGUGUUAUUCCAGGAUCCCCUCCAUUGUCCCUUGGUUGUAAACAGGAUUCCUAUAUGUUGCAAGAUGACAAAGGAGCCCAGUAUUGUUUGGCUAGUAAUCCAAAACCAAGAAAAUUAACAAAAGUUCAAUGUCAGAGUUUGCCAGAAAGCUGUGCUAAUGAGUGUGGAAGGGAGAACCCUCCCAUGGUAACAAACAGAAUACAAGGAGGAAUGUUUACAUCAUCUCACAGAUUUCCCUGGGUUGCUUCUUUGCAAUCGAAUGGCAGACAUUUUUGUACAGCUUCAGUAAUAUCUCCAAGAGCUCUAUUGACUGCUGCUCAUUGUUUUGAACACCUUGCAAAUUCAACAGUUCCUGACGAUGUUACUGCAGUUGUUGGUAUCAAUGAUUUGAUUUCUGAAAAUCUGGAAGGGCAAAGUUUAAAAAUAAAGAAACACAUUAUUCACCCUAAUUAUAUCAACGUACACAAAGAUGAUAGUGUUGAAUAUGACAUUGCUAUACUAAUAACUGAAAAUAUUGAAUUUAAUCAAAAUGUUGGACCCAUAUGCUUGCCUCAGAAGGACACUGUUUUAAAUGAAAAAGAAGAGGCUCUAACACUAGGCUGGGGGAUAGAUGAAGACUUAAGUAAAUUACUGACUGAUAGCAAUAUAAUCACCGAACCUCAGAUGGAUCUAAUGGAAUUGUUUUCAUCCCUUCGUGGCAUGGUUGGUUCCAAGAAAGAAGAAGAGUUGCUGAAAAAACUGUUUUUCAGGUUUGAAGAGAUUUACCCAAAUUUUGGAAAGGUCUAUGAUCAAAAAAUGAACUUCCUGAACCCUGCCAUAAGCAAUGAGAGUAAGAAUGCUCUAACAUUAGAAAUGACAAAUCUGCUACGACCUAAAAUAGAAGAAAAAAUUGCAGAAUCUGCAGAAAAAUCAAGAAUUUUACUCUAUAUAAUUGAAAAUGCUGAGGCAAUAUUUAAGGAAGUGCUCUUAGCUCCCAAUGAUACAGAAGUAAAAGAAUUAAAAGAUCACUGUUCUAAUUGCAACAAAAAUUGGAACUGGAUGUACCACUAUACAAAGAAACUCCCAAGCGUGGGGUUUUCUUAUUUGACUGACAAGCUAAAAGAAGCUAAAUCAUACUGGUUAUCCAAGGAGGAAUGCCAAAAAAAAAUCAAACAACAUCAAAUUUCAUAUAAUUUUCUGCUUAAAAGUAAUAUAUCCAUUGAAAACCCUUCUAUGAUGUGUCUACAGCCUAUAAAUGGAGGAAUAUGUCCUGGAAACUCCGGAGGUCCAUCUACUAUAAAGAUGGGCAGCAAGUUUGUUCAAGUUGGAAUAACGAGUGCUCUUAUGCCAGGCGAAUGGAGGCUUCCGAUACCCUGUCGAUGUGGCUGUGAGGAUAAAGAUGUUCGUAAACCUGAUAUUUAUCAAAGUGUUAGUAUCUGCAUGGACUGGAUCAUUCAACAGUUGGAGAAUAAUGAUGCAAACCCUUGUAGAUUAAAUUAUCUAUAACUUUUGGACCCAUAUUGUCAAGCCACAAGACUUUUUUGAUAAAUUCAAAAUUCAGAAGUUUUGUAUUGUAAAUUUCAGGGAUCUUCUGUAGAUUUUAUUUUAUUUAAUAUCUCUUUGCUAUUGCUUAUACCCUGCAGGGUUAAGUUUAUUCCAGGGAUCAAGCAUUGAGCCUCAAAGGGCCCAGAGUAGAUAUUGAGGUCCUGCGAUCAAUAUAAUCGAUCUUUUAAAGAAAAAUUCUUGUCUCUGGCUUCAUUUAUAUCUUUCAUUCACCUUUGAAGUGUGACAAGCAAAUUUUGAAUUCAAUAGUAAUAAACAUUCUUAUCUUGUUUA
Molecule: messenger RNA, 1951 nt
Organism: Eurytemora carolleeae
Lineage: Eukaryota; Metazoa; Arthropoda; Copepoda; Calanoida; Temoridae
Exons: 11
Coding region: 32-1621 (529 amino acids)
Biological process (GO): proteolysis
Molecular function (GO): serine-type endopeptidase activity
Source: RefSeq, a predicted model, not a curated record